ACUUAGCAUCUCGGAGCCAAACUACAAAAAAUGGAGCCGACUCUUUCGCCUCCUAGUUCUCCACUUCAAUCUCAUGGGAUACCUUGACGGGACCACCAUCGCCAAAUCGGCCGAUGAUGCAGAAUGGUAUCAAUUCGACGCUCUACUUCAAGGAUGGAUCUUGUCUACCGUCUCCGAUGAGGUCUCCGAUCUCGUUCUUGCAAACAGCCCCACUGCCUCUGCUCUAUGGAAAGCCAUCUACAAAUUGUUCCAUGAUAACAAGCAUGCCCGGGCGAUGCAACUGGAGCACCGUUUCCGCACCACCGUCAAAGAGACGAAGACAAUCAAUGAAUAUUGUCAUACUCUCAAAAACCUCACCGACUACCUUGACGACGUCGACGCUCCGGUGACCGAGCACGCCCUGGUCCUACAAGUUCUUCAAGGUUUUCCGCACGACAUUCGGGGACAGGUCCAUUUUUUGCAGUAUCAAAAUCCGUUCCCGACGUUCUUGGAAGUCCGCUCGGCCCUCCUCCUAGUCGAACAACAGCAGGCCGAAGCCCUCCCCAGCGCCGGCCCGUCAACCACCCUCCUCAGCUUCAGCGGCGGCGGCUGUUCCACGAUGGGCGGCAAUCAGUCGCGGCAGGGCAGCAACUCCGGACGCGGUAGUUUCGGCGGCUCCAAUUGGGGAAACUCUGGCGGCUAUCGAGGGCGUGGCCGUGGACGUGGACCCGUGUCCAUCAUCUUCCUCAUUCUUCUCUGCGCGUCGGAUCGGAGGGGAGUUCCGCCGGAGUUGUCGCCGGAGUUCUACAAGGAUCGGCCGGAGUUUAAUUUGUCAAUAGAGACACCGGAAGACUCGCCGACUGGAGGAGGUGGCCGGCGGGCGGCGGCGUGGCAGGUUGGGGGAGGCCGUAAGUCCGUAACUAAGGGCUGUAAGGCACUUUAAAUAAUUAGAUUUAUACUAAUUAUAACAUUAUUUGAUUUAUAUCUCUUGGAUAAUCAAAAUUAUACUUUGGAAAUUUUUUCACCUUUGAUACUAUGGAGUUUUAUGCACCUUAGGUACUUUGGUUUAAUUUGUGGGCAGUGGCAGCGUGCAGUGAAGUUUUUUUGCAUUCUAGAUAUUUUGGAGGUAGUAAGGCAUUUUGGAGUUUUUUUGCACUCUGUUUUGAUUUUUUUUACAAAUUAUGUAUUUCGUACCUUAAUCUCCCUUGAGAUAAUUAGAUUAUACGUUGGAGUUUUUUUAAAAGAAUAGGGAGUAUAUUAUAUCUUCUUUUAUUGUAAUGUUUGUGUUUUGUUAUGUAAUAUGACUUUGGUGUUUUGUAUGAGUUAAUAUUAAUUACAAUUAGUCUUCUUUAUUUUGUACGGAGUAUAUGUUAAAAUUUUUAUGAACCCACUAAACAUAUUUUCUGCGUCCGCCCCUGUAUGCAGUCAUCAGGCAGCGCGUUGAUAUCGAUUCCGAUAACGCUAUUCUCAGCCGCCAUUGCUGAGACCCACUCAAUUCAAGCAAGGUUUUCCUAUUAACCCGUAAUCACUAAUAUUGAAAGAAACUAAGCCGCCAUUGCUGAGACCCACUCAAUUCAGUACAUGCGCCCGCAAAUACAUUUACUCAGUAUGGUCUCUCCUAUAUUUAUUUUUUUUUUGUAAAUUUUGUAAAUUUUUUAUCUAAUGCAUAAAACAUACGUGAGAAC
Cuscuta campestris is the source of this 1664-nucleotide messenger RNA. NCBI's taxonomy places the organism in Eukaryota, Viridiplantae, Streptophyta, Magnoliopsida, Solanales, Convolvulaceae. The record is from the annotation of a GenBank genome assembly.